AUGACAUGAAAUAGUAAAUAUUUUGUGGAUUUUUUUCUUCAGUUGUACAUUUAACUUGGUUCAAAACUAAUGUGUCUGUCAAGUCCUACAAUAGCAUGUUAUUAGGAUUCUUGAUGUUUACUGUAGCUUUUGAUGCUAGUCACUGUCUUUGUUGCAACGCAACAUUAAUUCCUCUUGGUAUUUUUGUCUCAUGUCUGUAUCCUGUCUGUGGCAGGAAGAAGGCGUGAUAGGCAAUGUGACAUCAGUGCAAACACGACUUUUUCUUACUGACAGGCAGAACUUAGUUUAAAGUUUAGACUGGGCUGAAGGCUUGCUUCAUUGUGCAAGUGUUUAAGUUCCCUUUCACUAUUCCUCAUGUUAGUACCUCUCAUGUGACAAUUUUCCUUGGGUUUCUUAUAAACUUCAUAAGCAGUUUUAAUGUUUGAAAUGGUUUUGUGUCUACAGUUCUUUUAACUGCCGGGACAUUUCUGAACCUGAGUGUUCCAGUUGGACUUUACUCUUGACUCUGUUUCUGGUGUUUGCAUCAGGCCUGAGUGGAAUGUUUGCUCCUCUGUACCUCCAGAUGUGUGUGGAUGCUGGAACAAGACCAGCAUAGUGUGAAUGACAUGCACACUUGUUGUGCCGCGAACAUCAGGGACCUUAAUACAUUCACACAGCUGACGCACUCAGACAAAUCCAAACUGAUCAAUGGAGUCCUUAUGUGGACAGCCAACUGGUUUCCAUGACAAUCAGAGAUGCAGUGAGAGUCCAGUAGUGAUUUCCUCCUAUACCUUACAGUUAGGUUUAGACUGCGCUGACGGAGGACAUAAUUAUGACAUAGUGAACAAUGCUGUGGUCUCAACACCAGGGCCACAAAACAACAGAGCCCAAAAUGUGUCUCUAAGACAAAGCUGGGAGAUGAACUACCAAGAGGCUGCCAUUUACUUGCAGGAGGGAGAGAACAAUGAUAAGUUCUUCACUCAUCCUCGAAACCCAAAAGCACUGGCAGCAUACCUGUUUGCCCACAACCAUGUGUUUUAUAUGAUGGAGCUCCUGACAGGCCUGCUGCUGAUGAUGCUGUCUCUGUGUGAAGCUCCCGCUGUUCCUUCACUGCGCAUGGAUGUCUACGUUCAUGCCACUCUGGAGCUGCUGGCUUUGGUUAUGGUGGCAUUUGAGCUAUGCAUGAAACUCCGCUGGUUAGGUUUCCACACUUUCAUACGGCACAAGAGGACCAUGGUGAAGACGUGUGUGUUGCUGCUACAGUUUGUGGAGGCCAUCGUGGUUCUAAUCAGGCAAACAUCUCAUGUGCGAGUAACCAGAGCGCUCAGACCCAUAUUCCUGGUGGACUGUAGAUACUGUGGGGCUGUACGGAGAAACCUGCGCCAGAUCUUCCAGUCCCUCCCACCUUUUAUUGACAUACUCCUGCUGUUGCUUUUCUUCAUGGUUAUAUUUGCUAUCUUGGGUUUCUGCCUCUUCUCUACAAACACUGCUGACCCGUACUUUAACACUCUGGAGAACAGCCUCGUCAGCCUGUUCGUGCUGCUGACCACAGCAAAUUUCCCUGACGUGAUGAUGCCGGCGUACUCUAAGAACCGAUGGUCUUGUGUUUUCUUCAUUGUUUAUCUUUCCAUAGAGCUCUACUUCAUCAUGAACCUGCUCCUGGCAGUGGUGUUUGAUACAUUUAAUGGUGUCGAGAAGAUGAAGUUUAAAUCUCUUUUGCUUCACAAACGCUCUGCUAUUGACCAUGCUUUUCAGCUUUUAGUCAGCAGACAGAGGCCGAUGGGUGUCUCUCUAAAACAGUUUGAUGGUCUGAUGCGAUUUUACAGACCACGGAUGUCUCCAAGAGACCGCUUCCUCACGUAUAAAGCUCUUAAUACAUCCGGGGCUUCUAUGCUGAGCCUUCAGGACUUUUAUAAGUUCUAUGAAGUCAUUGGCCUUAAAUGGAAGCCACGGCGGAGUGGAGAACACUGGUUUGAUGAUCUUCCACACACAACCUUCCUUAUUUUUAAGGGCAUCAACCUGCUUGUGAAGUCCAAGGCCUUCCAGUAUGCCAUGUAUGUGGUGGUAGCCAUCAAUGGUGUGUGGAUCCUUGUGGAGACGUACACUCUGAAUAGUGGUCAUUCCUGGUCCAAAGUUAUUCCCUGGAGUUACAUUGUGUUCCUGACAAUUUAUGGUGUAGAGGUGUUAUUGAAAAUAACCGGUUUGGGGCCAUUGGCUUAUUUCAGCUCUGGGUGGAAUCUGUUUGACUUCUCAGUGACGGUGUUUGCCUUCCUGGGCCUGAUUGCCCUCGUCUUCAAUAUGGAACCUUUCUACUUUAUUGUAGUGCUCAGACCACUCCAGCUGCUCAGAUUAUUUAAGAUCAAGCAGAGAUAUCGUAAUGUGCUGGACACCAUGUUCGAGCUCUUCCCCAGGAUGGCAAGUCUGGGACUGACGUUAAUCAUCUUCUAUUACUCCUUUGCCAUUGUGGGAAUGGAGUUCUUUGCAAAUGUUGUUUACCCCAACUGCUGCAACACCAGCACAGUGGCUGACUCUUACAGACAGAUCAACAUCACUUACGGCAACAAAACAGUGUUGGAAGAGGGCUACUAUUACCUCAAUAACUUCAACAACAUUCUCAGCAGCUUUGUGACUUUGUUUGAGCUGACUGUGGUCAACAACUGGUACAUCACCAUGGAAGGAGUCACCUCUAUGACAAGCCACUGGAGUCGUCUGUACUUCAUGACUUUUUACAUAGUAACGAUGGUGGUGAUGACAAUCAUUGUGGCUUUUAUUCUGGAUGCAUUUGUGUUUCGUAUGAACUACAGCCGCAAGAACCAGGAACCAGUGGAUAAUCCAGAGGAUGAGAAUGGGAUAGUGUUUGAGGUAGAGGUGAGUCGAGAUGAAGCUCUGGCCACUCUUGAACUAUACAAGCAGACAUGUCCAGGACUGUCCUCCCUCAGCUCUCUGGCAGGAGUCCUACAAGCUAUGGACAGGAGUGGGCAUUCAUCACUGGUGUACCUGGGUCGCAGGUCGAGGACAAAAAGCGACCUAAGCAUGAAAAUGUAUGAGGAAGAGAUACAGGAAUGGUAUGCAGAAUAUUCAAGGGAAACCCUUCCUCAACCAGACCAAAGCUUGGAGCCAGAUUUGGACAGUCCAAUCUCGGAACAAUCUUCCCUUCCAGAGCCUCAGCUGAACUCACAGACUGGACAUUACAGUGUUAACUAAUGCACAUUUUGCAAGCUGUAUGUACAAAACAAAACAAAAAAACUAAUGUCAAGCAAAGAAACCCAGACACUUCCAUUUCUCCAACACUUACCCUAACCCUGAGUAGGAGA
Molecule: messenger RNA, 3293 nt
Organism: Melanotaenia boesemani (Boeseman's rainbowfish)
Lineage: Eukaryota; Metazoa; Chordata; Actinopteri; Atheriniformes; Melanotaeniidae
Gene: tpcn1
Product: two pore segment channel 1
Exons: 26
Coding region: 688-3183 (831 amino acids)
Biological process (GO): monoatomic ion transport; transmembrane transport
Cellular component (GO): lysosomal membrane; endosome membrane
Molecular function (GO): voltage-gated channel activity; monoatomic ion channel activity
Source: RefSeq, a predicted model, not a curated record